Molecule: messenger RNA, 3429 nt
Organism: Nylanderia fulva
Lineage: Eukaryota; Metazoa; Arthropoda; Insecta; Hymenoptera; Formicidae
Source: RefSeq, a predicted model, not a curated record
CUCCAAACACGUGUCUUGCGCAUGACGACAAAAACAAAACUCGAAAUUUUAUAGAUGAAUAAUACAUUUCACUGUUUUCCUGUACUAUAGAAUCUAGAAAAUUUCGGUGUACUAUCCUAGAAGCAAAACUAUACAAUAAUAUAUACGAAGGCGGUCAUCAGUCGUCGCCGAGACUCGUCAGCGUUCACGUUUGUUCCUGCGGACAAUUUUGUGUGACACAGAGAGAGGAUCCGAUCUUGCGCCGAGAUGUCAAAAGAUGUCAAGAAGACCAGCGAUCAGAAAAUGAAGCAGAAACGACGCGAAAAGGACCAUGAUAAUAAAAUACAUUCCAUGAUCCUGAAGGCAAGGGAGGAACUGGACAAUGUGAGGAAAAAUAACAACGAAGAUAGGUCAAGAAGACCAAGUCAUGCAAAAAUUUCCAACAGACUUCUGCCAAAACCUGCUCUCGGCAUAUAUAGAAAUGGUUCAAAGGGCAAAGACAUCAAAAAAGAAUCAUCAGAAAGUAUGUUUGAUAGAGCUCGGUUGGAAGCAGAUGCAUUAAAGCUUUUUAAUGGUGACACUUCAGAAUCCAAUUAUAGAGAAGAGGAUUUAACUCAUAAUGAAACUACUAAUCAAUCACCAAAUAAAAGCUUUGUAAAAAAUAGCUUAAACUGGACACAAAGCACUCUGGAGCAAAGUCCUAUUUUGAGAGAGAAAUGGAGAAAUCAGAAAACUUACCCUAAGAAAAGGCAUUUUUUCAAAAACUAUAAUUCUGAUGAAAUUGAAAAACAAAAUAAUGAAUCAAAAUAUGUUGCCCAAAAAGAAAACAUAUUUAAGCGAAAACUGUUCCAAAAUGACAAGGAACAAUCAAAAGAUAUCAUUGCUACUCAGAUGCAAACAUUCGAUAAUGAUUUUAUGAAAGAAAAUCGAAUAAAUGAAAAUAGAACACAACAGACACUUGAAGACAAUAAAAAUUCAUCCAACAAAUCGAAACUCUAUGUAAAACUUUGUGGCAUGACUUCUGCCACAAAUUUUGAAGACUCCCGAAGUAAUAAAAAAGGUCCUCUUACAACAAUAAUUACAAAUUUACAACACAUCUUCUCUCAGUCUCAACAACGUGGAUGUAAAAAGUAUAAACAACAAUUGGAAGCUGUGGAAUAUCAAACAUAUAAUAAUUUAGAUACUUCAUUAGAUUCAACUUCAGUCAUCGAAUAUGAAGUUCCUAAUAAUAGUAAAAAUAAGGAACAUAAUGCAGAAGAUGGCAACAUUUAUUUGAUGCAAAAUGAUAAUGUAGCACAUAAUAGUUCUACAUCCCUUGCAUUGCAAAAAGCAGCAAAUUUUUCUUUAGUGAAUGAAGAGGAUUCUAUCCAGAAGGAUUUCAAUUAUAUUGCUCACUCGUCGAAAGAUAAACGGCACAACAAGGAUUAUUUUGUUCUUGAUCUUUCUAAAAAUGCACAGAGUAUCGAUAACAGGAGACACGCAGAGACCUCAACUCAUUCAAAUGAUUCCAUGUUACUUGCUAACAAAUAUUCAUCAGAUGAUUAUGAUUCCGAAGAAGAAUUGACUAAUAUUUGGAAAAAUACUUCUGCUGAAGUAACAAAUACGUAUAACAGGGAGAAUGUUGAACAACCUGUCAUUCAUCAAUAUGAUGAGAGGAAUCGCUCUAAGAGAAAUCAUUCUGUGGAAAGAAGUGAUAAAAACGUGUACGAUGAGGCUUAUAUGGAAAGAUAUAAUAUAUUUGGAAUUGAUAUAAAUAAUAAAUAUCCAGCUAAUGAAAGACGUACUUAUGUUGAUUCUUUUAGUCAACAACUUUUGCGCGAAAAAAGUAAACGAGAAUUAGAAACUGUGAAAUCAUCUGAUCUGUCUGUGGAAUAUCAAGCUCGCACAUAUUCAGAUGCUUCAGAUGCUUUGCUAAUAUCACCAAAUUUAAUGUCGACUUAUAAAGUCAAUAAAAUUUCUAAAUAUAAUGAAAAUUUAUUCAAGUUUCCUUCAAGAAAAGACGUAUCUCAAAGGGAAGACACAUACCUAGCACAUUCGAGCAAUUUUCCUACCCCUAGUAUAAUAAACAAACAAUUUGUGAAUACUCACGAUCGAGUAGAAUCAUUCAAGCCGCAGAUUGAAUCAAUAGCACAUUCGAGCAAUUUUCCUACCCCUAGUAUAAUAAACAAACAAUUUGUGAAUACUCACGAUCGAGUAGAAUCAUUCAAGCCGCAGAUUGAAUCAAUAGAAUUAGAAGACUCACAAGAGUCAUUGGUAAAUCAGUUUGAUAUAAAUAUGCAUCCCAACAAACUGAAUGGGAGGAACAAAUUGUAUCCAUUCCACAACUUGCAAACCUUGGAGACUUCAUUGGAUACAAAUUUAUUUAUGGAACAACUGAAACAGGAACGCGUUAAACCACUUAAAAAGAGAUUUUACUUAGACCCAAGUACCUCUGAUAAUUUCAAUGUACAAUCAAUCCAAUCAUUGCCUCAACGGACCAGACAAUAUACAUGCGAGAACGACGAUAGAAAGCAAGAACUUUUUAAGAAGACUAUUCGCAAUCCGUACCAAAACAUCUUGUUCAACAACUCAAGAGCGAUAAAUCAUCCAUCGUCAACAUUGAACCUCAGUCAAACCGGCGCAAGACGUAGAGAAUCUACGUACGAAGAAAUAUUUAAUAAACCGGACAUGGAAUGCUCUAGGAAUCAAACUAAUUCCUAUUAUUGCCAUAACCAGCCCAUUCAUUUUGAUUCUGUCAAGUAUCAACAUAAAUGUCACGUCUCGCAAGCGCGUCCAUUUCAUGAAGGAGCUCUGCAAUCCGGAAUCUUACAGGUCGAAGAUUAUAACAGCCACAUAAACAACUACAUUAAUUUGUCCAAUAAUGUGCAAGGUAUACCGUCAUCAUUACUGCAACAACAACAUGCUACAUACCUGAAUGUACACGACGAUCAGCAUUGCGCUGCGCAAAACAUCACUCAGCCUGUAAAAUAUUUCGCUGUAAGCAACAACUCCAACAUCCAACGAAUUCCCAUUUAUAUAAGCGAUAAAAGUAUUAUAGAAAAUGCCCCAGUAGUACCUCUAGUAAAAUCAAAUGUUCAAAACACGGAAGAGGUCUAUUUUCACAAGUGAAUAAUUUACAACACAGAUAAUACAAUUGCAACUCCAUUGAUUACAUUUAAGAAUAACGAUUAGUUUCUUAUGAAGCUUUAAAUUCUGUAAUAUUUAGUCCAGUAAUUGAUUUGCAAUUUUUAAUAUAGUUAAUACUUUUUGAAAUUGUAUAAGAAUGUAUGUUGCAAUUUUAAGUUUAUUGAUAAUGUAUAUAAUUAUACAAAGGAACAAAAGCUACUUUUCUUUUUUCAACAAAUUGCAAAAUAUAAAUCCUUGUAAGAUACUACUACAACUAAGAUAAAAAUUAUAUCUAGAAAAGCUAAGAAAAAAUACAUACACUCUUAUAUAUAUAAAGAAAUUUAU